Molecule: messenger RNA, 7369 nt
Organism: Clupea harengus (Atlantic herring)
Lineage: Eukaryota; Metazoa; Chordata; Actinopteri; Clupeiformes; Clupeidae
Product: KIAA1549-like b
Exons: 22
Coding region: 944-5380 (1478 amino acids)
Source: RefSeq, a predicted model, not a curated record
AAGGCUAAACACAUGGACUGUGGAUGUUGAGUAGUACACACUGCCCUCUUGUGGCCAUGGGAGUGAUCAACAUUAAAAAAAAAACACAGCGGGUCCUUGACAUUGGGCAAUGCUUUGCAUGCAUACAGAGGCACAAUUCGUCUUAUGAGUUGAAAUGAUAGGCCAGCUAAUAUAGCUUAGACCACGUAUAUCCUGCACAAAUAAGCAAUUAUUUCAACACAUUUCCUAAACUAUACGAUGGGGCAUAUUUCAUGUGCAUAUGGAAAUCAUCUGAAGAGGACGGUGGGCUGUAAGUGAAGAUCCCCAUUGUAGAGUCCAAAAAGGGCUUUGCAACCUUCAUGUGUGUUCAGUGUCAGUGCCCAUUAAUGUUAUAUCACAGCUAGUGGCAGGAACAGUAAUAUACAUAGUGUCAGAUUCUGAGUGUAUGCACGCAUGCAUAUUUCUCAUAGAGGUAAUACAUUAGCUAGACUUAUUUAGAUACCCUGAUCAAUCUAGUUAUUCCGAGCCCUAUUAGACAGAACAUUACAAUGUGCUGCAUUCUUUAGUAGCCUAACAAUGCAGUUUCUAUUUCUAUCCACCAGGGGUCCAACCACAACUUUACUCCUUUUUGGCAGGUAACCCGAUGUCAUUUAAAUUUGUAUAUAAUAUCAGGUGGUGAAAGCAGAGACAGUUUACCUCUUAUCGUACUUAAGGUCUUCAGUCACCAAAGAGCAAGGGAUAUUUCAUGCAUCUCUUAAAAACCUUUCCGUCACGCUGCGUCGCAGUGAUGGGUGGACUGUGCUGAGCUCUCCACAAAGCAUCACAAAAGCAUUUGCAGUGCUGCUGCUGCCUCCUCGCAGGCACAGACAAGCCUCUGAAGGACCGCAGCGAUCUCCACAGGCUCACGAACUGAUCAGAUGUCUUGUGCACGGUUGCAGCUGCAACGCAUCCUUUGGAAACGCAAAUGGCUUCCAGUCUAAGGGGUGCGCAUAGAGACUUCGCCGAACUGGAUACCUCCGGAGGGGACCCCCGAAUCUGGUGCACAGUGAGAGGAAUACGCAGGGGAGCAGCUGAUUGUUCAUGGAAAAACGGGCGGAGAGCUGGUCAAGAGGGAAUGUUCGGAAAAUGUAUGGUAUCCAUAGGAAUGGUCCUUCUCCUGCUGCAGUGUGCGCUGGCAGUUGAGGACUCAGAUUAUGAGACGUCAGGGUCUUUGGCCUCACCUCAGGAUCCAGUCACCUUGGCAACACCCUCUCACCUGCUGGCCGGCUUCAUGAUGUUGGAGGAGGAUUCGAUUGUCCAAUCAGAUGGCUCGAGUCCUUCGGCGAACACAAAAGAGCAGUCGGCGUUCUCCUCCAUCCUGACCCUGCUGGCCAGCACGGCCCAGCGCCCCCAGAACCUCUUCCAGCUCAAAAAGCCCCCGGGGAGCCGCAGCAGGAGAGCGAAUAGAACCGCCCAGUGGCGCGACGACGACCUGAUAGAGCGAUCUGCGCCGUCCUUCACAUCUUCCUCUUCCUCCUCCUCGUCCUCCUCGAUCCUGGGGCCGAUUGGCAACUACUCCUUUGGCUCAGAGGAACCAGCAGUGGAUGAUUUGCUCACAUCCAGUGAGGCUGGUACUUUCUCUAGAGGAAACGACUCCAUUGCACCCCCCUCCCAGAUAAAGAUUACAGACUCACCGCCUCCAUCUUCUGCCACGUCCUCUCAAACAGCAUCAGCAACCCAGAAGACUUUACUCCAGCUCACCACCAUGACCCCCACCACCAUAUCUCCAGCUACGACCACCACGACCACCACCACCACCACCACCACACUGCCUACAACCACCACUCAAUCCACCACCACAGCAACAACGAGGCCCACUACAACAGAACCGACCACCACAACUACCACAACCAGUGUGCCACCCAGGAGGUCACUCCCUGUGCGGCCACCGGCCCGCACCUUAGCCAUUCAACCCCCCAGGACUAGUCCACCCAGGAUGACCACCACCGUCAUCACCACGACCACCACUGCAGGGCCGCCACCACUCAAGUGUAACAUCACCAAUCGAAUGUGGGUGAAAACAGUUCUGUUCAUUCACUUGAGGAGAAGUCGUCUGGACAGCGUGCUCAAGCAGAACCUUCCGAAGGGGUUGUCCCAGGCUUUGAGGAAGGCCCUGAACGACAGUGCUCUUCAUGUACAGGUUGAGACCCUCUCUACAGUACCCAAUGUGACGGUGUCGUACUUGGUGCUCCGUGGGGACAUGGUCUACACCCCGGCUGCUGUGGUGGAGGCACUGAGUGUGUAUGGUGUGGAGCGUCUGAUGGGGGACAUCCGGCAGUUUGUGCCCUUAGCGCAGGCGGUGCCUGUCCCAGCCAUGCCCUGGAAACCCAGUCCAGCCAUCUCACUGCUGCUCAGGACAGUCCUCAGGUUUGUGAAUGCAGAAGAUGACCUGCAGUCCUGCAGGUUCUCUCAGAUGAUGGAGCUGCGUCUGGAAAAGGCAUUUGAGGAGGCUGAAGCCAAAGUGCUCCACUCCCAUAGCGCUCUGUCUGUGCAGAUCCUGAGUGCGUCCCAUUCUGCCGGCUCCCCUGCCGUCUCUCUGAUAUACGUGGUGUGGAAUGGCAGUGUGGCUCUGAAUGGCACUAUGGCCAGCAGCCUCCUGAGCCAGCUAACGGCUGAGCUGGUGGGAUACUUCCUCUUCUACCCUCCCCUCAUCACAGCAGAGCCAUUGGAGUACCACAACCUCAACACAUCUGCAGCUACGAAAGACUACUGGGUAAUCACAGUCAUUCAGGAUGUGGAUAACUCAUCUCUGGAGGGGCAGUACCAGAGCUUUGCCAGUCUGAUGGAGCAGCGGCUGGCCGAGCUCUUUGUGGUGGCGCAUCAGCAGGGCGGACGCUUCCGGAGAGCCGCCACGGUGGGCAGCUACACUGUGCAGAUAGUUAGCAUGAGGCGCGUCACGGGGUCAAAGAACCCCGCAGAGCUGACCUACUACGUCCAGUUGAACGGCGCCCCGUUGGCUGGCACCUCGGCCGCCAAGGUGCUGAACACGUUGGACUCCCAGACCAUGGCGCUCACCCUGGGCUAUUUUGUCCAGCUGCAGGCCGAACCUGUGGUGAAGAACCCACCCAACAACCUGUGGAUCAUCGCCGCAGUGUUGGCCCCCAUUGGCGUGGUGACCAUCAUCAUCAUCAUCAUCACUGCCGUGCUCUGCCGCAAAAACAAGAGCGACUUCAAGACCGACUCCAUAGGCAACCUGAACCCCCGUGCCAAGAGCGCUUACCGGAGGGAUGCUGGUUAUUAUAUUCAGCCAGUCCAGGGAUUCGACUAUGCCAAACAACACCUUGGCCAGCAGGGCGGCGAUGAAGAGACCUUGCCUGUUUCCCAGGAGACCAAGGUCCUGCCCAUCAGAGAUAUGCCCCUGUCACUGGAGAAAGUCAUUCACCCAGAUGGUACCAGCACCAAGAAGACUUUGUCCAGUGAAAUAAGGAAAAGCAGGUUGCCGAGCGAAGACGGCUCUGUCAUCAGCAACGAAUCAGCGAAGCCCCACUCUGGCAGGGGCUCAACAGCGCUGAAAGUCCCAACGCAGCAGAAAAUGACAAAGGAGGAGACGCGCAAGAGGAGCGAUCCCUAUGACACCUCGUCAGGGUCCCUGCAGCUCAUCUCCAUCAAGCCAAUGGCAGCUCCGCCCACCUAUUCACACCCCGCCUCCUCUGACCGGAGCCAGGACUCUGCAAUCCUCAAUGGAGAGGUGAGCAUGGCUUUGAAGCAGAAGUCGGACAUUGAGCACUACAGGAAUAAGCUGCGUCUGAAGGCCAAGAGGAAGGGCUACUACGACCUCCCUCUGGCUGAGGGCAGCAGCAGCUCCAAGGCUGUGAGUCAAAGGUACCAGCAUGGACACCAGAGGGCGCCACAUGAGCACGGCCGGCCCCUGGAGAAUGAUGAUGAACGCUCCUCCACCUAUGUGAAGUCCCACAGAAGACACUCUCAGGUGAGGCACCCAGCCUACCGUAGUGGGCAGUCUCUGAACAGCCCCAGCCCUGGAGGGACUGAGAUGGACCUGCUGGUCAUGAGAGAGAGGCCCAGGAAGGGCAUCCGCAACAGCGGCUAUGAUACUGAACCUGAAAUCAUCGAGGAGACUAAUGUGGACCGGCUGACGAGCCACCGUAGCUAUGGUUACGGCCGGCAGGUCAAGGGUCACUCGGAGACGUCCACCCUGAGCUCGCAACCCUCCAUCGAUGAGGUGCGCCAGCAGAUGCACCUGCUGCUGGAGGAGGCCUUCAGCCUGGCCUCGGCCGGCCACUCCACUGCCGGCCGCCACCACCACCAGCACCCCCAACACCAACUGGGGCCCUACAACCCCGGGCCGCCCAUCCCCUACUCCGAGGUGGUGACCAGCGCUCCGGGGACCAUCAGCCGAAACCAAAGAGCGCUUCAGUGGGUGCCGGCGUACGGGGCGGACCUGUACCAGUGCAGUCUUCCCAAGCCUGCUUUCAGGUUCACUCAGCUUCCUGACAUGGCUAUGGGGUCCCCUCCUCCCCCCAUUCCACCCAGAACAGGACCUCCUGGGACUUCACUGAGGCGCUCUUCAUCUGACCUUGGGCCGAAGGAGCGGAGCGUAGAGUCCUCUGUCACUGACGUGCCGAGUCAGCAUGACGGCGCCCCCUAUGUGCCAGUCAGCAGAGCAGUGCUCCCCUCAGUCACCAAUGACCAGCCCCUGCCACUCAACCACUCAGGUGAAUGUGAUAGCCUCCUGUGUGUGAAUGUGUGUGUGUGGGAGGAAUGUUAUGUCAUCUCCCUUUCAGUCAAGACAGGCACUGCUUUGAUCCUGAAACUGCAAGCUGCCAGCUUGAACCGAAGCAACCUCUGUGUGGGCAUUUCCAGCAUUUUGUCUUUUUUUAUUUUUCGUCUUAUAAAUAGCCGUGACAUAACACCACAUUCUCCAGCUUAUACAAUGCUCUGCUUAAUUUCUGAUGAAUCUAAAUCUCCCCCUCUUGCAGGAAACCCAAUGUCUGCAGUCUAUGCCAUCCCUGCUACUCGCCCCGGCUACCCAGGCUACUUCCUCUCCACCCCCCCGUCCUCCUACCACAGCCCAUCCUGGAUGUCGUACCCACCAGAGCCCGAGGACGUGCCCCAGCAGUGGGCUGAAUCUGUGCCACUGCCAGGUUAUGCAGAGGCCUUCCCACACCCCCGCUACCCUCAGGGCAGCCCACUGUUGCAUCACUACAGGCAGCCACCAUCAGCACUGGUAGGCUUGGAGUGUCCCCCUUCUGCCUCCCAGCAGAGCCUAACCGACCCACUGGACAUCCCUGGGUCCGACCUCCCCCUCACCAACCUCUCCACGUCCGCCUUGGUCAAAGCCAUCCGCGAGGAGGUGGCCAAGCUGGCCAAGAAGCAAACAGACAUGUUUGAGUUCCAGGUCUAGAGCUCCCUCCAGUGGGCAGGAGGUCCAACUGCAAUUAUUUACGGAGGAGACUGCUGCAGACCUGUGCACCACACAAAACUGAACUCAGAGGUUUGUAUAGAUUCAUGCUCUCCUCCUUGGGUUGAGCAGGAAAUAGUUAUCCCUGUUCAAUUACACAAUGUACUCGUUUUCUUGCAAAAGAAACCCGUUGUAUGUCAAGCAUUUCAGUCAGCUUUACUGUGGGCUGUCUUUUUGCUUUUUCUCCAUUUGUUCUGUGGCAUUGUAAGAUAGCAUUCAAAUCAUAAAUGUGAUGUUUGGAACUGAAAGGAACUGACUUUCACAUGAGAGCCAAAGCAUUGCAAUGAAUUUAUACUUUCAACCUGCUGUUCGUACAUUAUUGAAUAUUGCAUAUUCAGUUAGCACUUAAGUUUCCAUUUUUGUUGCGAUUUACAGAUAAUGUGCAGAAGCCUGAAUCAAGAAAUUUAUACUUUUCUAAUUCUCAUGGCGGUUAACAUUAAGAAUGAUUGAUUAUAAGGAAUGAUUAUAACCUUCAUCUUAUUCAAUUCACCUUGCUGUCUUGAGUGUACAAAAUGAAAAAACAUUUUGGAAUCAAGAUUAAUUAAAUAACAUACCGAUAUUUUAGGAGCCAGAGACUAAAUUAUAGUUUUGCGAAUGCAAGUUGUAGAAGUCUGAUAUGUUGACAGUAUAUUUUGGCCUUUUCUGGCUUUCCCCUUGAGUUAGAAAAGUACAUUUCUUGUUUGACCAAGUGCAUGCCACUGCAGAGUAUUUGACUCAAGGGCUUUUUGUACGUGCUGUCUCCUUCAUGUCCUAUAGGCUGUCCUGUAGUAAAUAUUUCUUUGCAUUAAAUUGUGAAUGUGUUACAAAAGAGCGAACUCUUUGGAAAUGAUUGUAUUGUAACUCCCAUUAAGGUCAGUUGAAAUGCACUUUACUUUAUAAGUAUAGAUCCAUCGUUUUCUGUUAAUUCUGUCAAGAUUUGAAUGGAAGGAGUCAUGCGGUGACCUCUGAAUAUCCUCCAAUGCAAAGUGGUGAGCAAUAUUCAAAGGCCUGGAGAAUAAGAUCUGUAGAUGCUGUGAAGAAUAAGAUCAGUAGAUGCUGUGCUAUCUGGACACAUGGCCUCGAAUAAGGAUCUAUUUGCUCUCUGUGAACCAGAGGAACAGAGAACUAACUGGCCUAAGUAGUGUAUUUUAAAUGACACCUGUACAGUACUGUAGUCUUGGUUUGCAACUUUUGCAGAAGUUUAGAAAACAAAUUAUGUCUUAUGAGGGAGACUGUUCCUAUAUGACCCAUUUUUACAAAACAGGCAAGUAUUUGUCAUUUAUACAUGUGGAUGGCUUAUACUGUCUGUAGGAAAGAUGGCCAUGGGAAAAAAAAUGUUUUUGUUGUUUGUCAAGGUCAUGUCACAUCUUAUUUUCUCAGGUUCCCUUUUGGAACUUUUACACCGAUAUUGGUGUUGGUUUGUAAAUAGGUAAGAAAUAAAAUCAAUUCUUGAAUUUAUUUCACUCUCCAGCACUUUGCUGAUGGGUUAACCUUUUUCGUUAUUCUAGGAAUUUCAUAAUAAUGAUACUUUCAUACCUUGAGAUUGACAAUAUCAUUUCUGUUAGACAUAAAGAUUUCGACUUGUUUUGUUUCUGUAUAAAGGGAUCUUAAAGCUGGUGUAAGUGAUAUUACUAACCUACUAACGGUUUCAUUCUCAAAACGAUUGGCACGCAGUUGUGCUCCACUCUUUAGAGAGUCUAUGAUUGGUUAAUGUAGCUGUACUGUGUUGAAAGUUUUGUAGCUGACUACAGAGCACAGGAGAGUCCCAGAGACAUUUUUCUCUCUUGGAGCAUAUUUUUGCGAUAUAGCAAAAGUAAGUAUCCUAAAAAUGUCGCUUACAACAGCUUUAAGGGAGACACUUAAGUAUUGAUUCAUCAGAUGUUAAUUUGUAAGAGCCCAGAGUAAUGUUGUCUUCUUUACCAAUGAGCCAAUAAAAAGGACUGAAUGAUAAUA